This is a messenger RNA of Boeremia exigua, 1503 nucleotides long. Its product is annotated as family 43 glycosyl hydrolase. Gene Ontology annotation, biological process: carbohydrate metabolic process. Bases 401 to 1366 code for a protein of 321 amino acids. The transcript has a single exon. Gene Ontology annotation, molecular function: arabinan endo-1,5-alpha-L-arabinosidase activity. Lineage: Eukaryota; Fungi; Ascomycota; Dothideomycetes; Pleosporales; Didymellaceae. The record is from RefSeq and is a predicted model, not a curated record.
GAUCUGAUAGUACGCACUGAUUCCUGUUGCGAAAAUCACCUUAUUGAUAGAACUACACUCGUGGAAUAUCAUUCGACCGAGCGAUGCUAUGGAGAAAUGGUGUUAAACGUGAUUCCACAUACUCAGGCAGCAGGGUCGAAGUGGCUGAGUGGAAGGCCUUUUCCGGCAGCGGAAGCGUAGCGUGUUUCGAAUUGGUGAAUAUAUACAGCUACCCCACACCGCUCACGGGGCACGCACUAUACUCCUUUACAGGUGGACUUAGCAGCAGAACAUGAGUCGAUCGACUAAUUACUAAAACAUGAGCUGGUGUACAAAGUCCAAAGACAAUCCGCCCGGUUGAAGCAGCAGUGUCUGGAAAGUCCUUCGCCCCAGCAGCAGCGAUCUCAUUCUGUCGUCCAAAAUGUUGUCUUUAUGGAAACUUCUUCUUGGUGGCGCGCUCGCCAUUGUGUCUGUGGCGCCUGGCGUCAACGGCCAAACUUAUCCUGGCCCAGGUCCAGUCUCAGGUAGCACAUUUGCUCACGAUCCGACUGUGAUCAAGACAACAAGCGGCGGUUACCUCAUGGCAUACACGGCGCCAGGCAUUGCACUCAAGACUUCCACCGACCGUACCAACUGGCGCGACGCCGGCCUCGUAUGGACCAACGCAAACGCGCCAUGGACACAGCCGUACACAGGUGGAAACAGCGAGAAUCUCUGGGCACCAGACCUCUCGUAUCAUAAUGGCAGGUACUAUCUGUACUACUCUGCUUCAACAUUUGGAUCUCGCAAGUCGGCUAUCUUCCUGGCAACCAGCACUACCGGCGCAGCUGGGUCGUGGACAAACCAAGGCGUGAUCAUCGAAACGAAUGCCAACAGCGCAUAUAACGCCAUUGAUCCAAAUCUGAUCGUUGAUGCUGAAGGCAAGUGGUGGCUGUCUUUUGGCUCGUUUGGAAAUGGCCUUAAGUUGAUCUCCAUCAACCCAAGCACCGGCAAGCGCUCUGGUAGCAACAUGGUCGAUAUCGCCAGCCGAGGGAGUAGCGGCGCCAUCGAGGCCCCGGUCAUCUCCCGCCAUGGCAAUUACUACUACCUCUGGGUCUCUUUCGAUGCAUGCUGUCAGGGUGCUGCAAGCACUUACAACAUCAGAGUAGGCCGCUCUACCAACGUUCAGGGUCCGUAUAUCGACCGAAGCGGCAAGCAGAUGAUGUCUAGUGGCGGCACUUUGAUGUUGGCAUCUCACGGUUCCAUUCGCGGACCUGGGCACAACACUGUAUUUACCGACAAUGAUGCCGACGUGCUCGUCUACCAUUACUAUAGGCAGUCCGACGGUCAAGCUCAGCUGGGCAUUAACUUGAUUCGCUACGAGAGCGACUGGCCAGUCAUCUACUGAGCGCUACAACCUACAUCUUCAUUUUUUAGUCUUAACUAUACCUACGUAAACGUACUACAAUUCAUGGAACAUUACCUCAUGCAGACAACCUAUUCCCAUACAACUUGAUCGCUCAUUGCGUUGGAAACAUGCAACAU